UUUUUUCUAACUUUUUACAAUAAAUAACAAAUUGGAUCAAAUAUCUAAAAAUUGCACGUGUGAAUGUGUGUACGUGUGUUGGAAUGAAUGAUGCACGUGUGUAUGUUGUAUUUACUACAUAUUAAUUAAUGUUUUCUAAUGGCUAAUCAAUUUUUUGUAUGCGUUUGCGAAUAUGAAUGUGCGUGUUGUUCGUGUAUGAUAUACCUAUAUAUGUGUGUGAAUUAUGUACGUGUGAAAUAUGUGCGUGUGAAAUAUGUGCGCGUGUUCGUGUAGCGUCUGUUUUUAUCAACUGCUGAAAGAAGCCAUCAUAGUCUAACAUAUCUCUCAACGUUAAAAGAUCAUAAAACUCUUUCAAAUUCAUUUGCUACGCUUGACUGAUUAGAGUGAGAUAAAACUUUCCAGAAGACCUGAUCGAAAAAGUUUGAAAAUGGUAUCGAAAGCAAUGAAGUGUGGCAAAUACGUCUUUUUUGUCCUCAAUCUUAUCUUGUUUGUUGCGGGCAUAGCAUUGAUAGUGGCUGGCGUUCUUGUGCAGUCAAAGUUCAACGACUACUUCGCAUUCUUCAGUGGAAAAGUAAACUACGCCUCCCUCUUCAUCAUCGUCGUCGGCGUCAUCAUCUUCUGGGUGGCCUUUUUUGGCUGCUGUGGAUCUUUCAAGGAGAACCGUACCAUGAUGAUUGUGUACAUGAUAAUGGUGGUCCUUGUCAUCAUUUUGGAGAUUGCACUGGUAGUCGCAGCGCAUUUCAACUCCGCUCAAAUUGAAGACAAGAUGGCUAGCAAGAUGAGGGAAACCAUCCCAAAGUACGACCUCUCCAACCACGAACAAGGGAUUGGAUUUACUUGGGACAAACUUCAAAAAACGUUAAAGUGCUGUGGAGUGCAGAUCAUUUCAGACUGGUACGAUGGGAACUCUCAAAUGGAGUACUUGCAGACUGUUCCUGAUUCGUGCUGUAUCGAACCAAGUGUGGGAUGUGGUAAGGUCGGAAACCACAGUUUGACUAGUGAAUAUGUGAAAGACACGUAUAAUAUACAGGGUUGUGCCCCGGCGCUUAAAAUGAAGUUUAAAGACAAUGAAAUAAUCAUCAUUGGGGUCAUCUCGGGACUGGCUGUCUUGAAGCUGAUCAUGGCCAUUCAUGCUGCCUUGCUAGCCAAGGCAUUCAGCAAGGAAUACCAAACCGUUCAGUAAAGGAAAGAGAUUUUGGUGAUGGCGAAGAACAUAUUCAAUUAAACUUUGAAAAUUAUGAAAAACAUUUAAAUAAUUUAUUCUAAAUAAUAUUUUUGAUGAUAAAUCUGCAAAAUUUACUUGAACAUAAAUUAUGGUGAGGAGGUUUAAAUAUCAAACGUUAGUAUAUAAUGUAUUCCGAUCAAGUCUUCUAACAUUUUUUCGUGUUUAGCUAUAAAAAUUUUUUUGUUUGAAUGAAAUUGACAUCAGAAUUAGUUAUAACAAUUAUUCAACUCAAACAUGCUAUAUAAUUAAUGACAUUUAUGAGAUAAAUAUUAGGCCUUUAUUACAAUAAAAGUUUUUUUUUAGUAGCCAGCCAAAA
This is a messenger RNA of Helobdella robusta, 1541 nucleotides long. RefSeq lists its product as hypothetical. Bases 428 to 1183 code for a protein of 251 amino acids. The record is from RefSeq and is a predicted model, not a curated record. Gene Ontology annotation, cellular component: membrane. The transcript has 8 exons. NCBI's taxonomy places the organism in Eukaryota, Metazoa, Annelida, Clitellata, Rhynchobdellida, Glossiphoniidae.